Messenger RNA from Propithecus coquereli (Coquerel's sifaka), 1194 nucleotides. RefSeq names its product transforming growth factor, alpha (gene TGFA). The transcript is spliced from 6 exons. NCBI's taxonomy places the organism in Eukaryota, Metazoa, Chordata, Mammalia, Primates, Indriidae. The coding region runs from base 54 to 533 and encodes 159 amino acids. The record is from RefSeq and is a predicted model, not a curated record. Gene Ontology annotation, biological process: positive regulation of cell population proliferation; positive regulation of mitotic nuclear division; epidermal growth factor receptor signaling pathway.
GCACCGCAGGUAGGGCAGGAGGCUGGAGCGCCUGCUGCCCGCUCGCCCGUAAAAUGGUCACCUCGGCUGGACAGCUCGUCCUGUUGGCGCUGGGUGUCGUGUUGACCGUGUGCCAAGCCCUGGAGAACAGCACGUCCUCCCAGAGUGACCCGCCCAUGGCCGCAGCAGUGGUGUCUCAUUUUAACGACUGCCCAGAUUCCCACACUCAGUUCUGCUUCCAUGGAACCUGCAGGUUUCUGGUGCAGGAGGACAAGCCAGCAUGUGUCUGCCAUUCUGGGUACGUGGGUGCACGUUGUGAGCACGCAGACCUCCUAGCCGUGGUGGCUGCCAGCCAGAAGAAGCAGGCCAUCACCGCCUUGGUGGUGGUCUCCAUCGUGGCCCUGGCUGUCCUCAUCAUUGCGUGUGUGCUGAUACACUGCUGCCAGGUCCGGAAACACUGUGAGUGGUGCCGGGCCCUUGUCUGCCGGCAUGAGAAGCCCAGUGCCCUCCUGAAGGGAAGGACCACUUGCUGCCACUCAGAAACAGUGGUCUGAAGAGCCCAGAGGAGGAGUUUGGCUUGGGGACUGUGGCAGCCCAAUGAAGAAAGGCCUUCUUGAGGACAGGACCGCCAGAGGCACCUGGACGUACUGGCAGACCUUCCCUACUCUGCCCGUGAUCGCCCGCACAACCUUUUUGUCUUCUCUGGGCCUUUAAAACUCUGUCAAGAACUCUGUCUGCUUGGGGUUAUUCUGUGUGACCUAGAGGAGCAAUCAGCGGGCCACCGUUUAAAGACUGGUCAAAAAAGAACUGCAAAGAGGUGGCCUCCUGUUUACCUAGAUAAGGUGUGUGCAUCGGUCGGUGUCUGAGUCCAGGUGUACGCAGUGGUCUUCUGCCAGUCACGGAUUCCGGGCUGUAUUUCUUUCUCGUGGGACACCUCCCCACCACAGAAUCCUGCCCAAUGUAGGAGAUUUCUGUAGUUGUUACCGUUGUCUCUCAUCUGCUUAUCGGGGAGGAAGGUGGAGAAGGGGAAACUGCCUAUUGUUACAUGAAGACGCCAACUUUACAAGGAGCCACGUCCUCUGGCCACAAGACCCUCAACCAGCCCGACAUCUUCCACAAACAUGUGAUGUCGAAGACCAUCCCAUGCUGUUGCCACCCUCAGAGAUAAUUUCUUAUUUAUUAGAUGGAGAAUGGUUUUAUUUUUAAUCUCUUAAG